UGGGCUCUUCCGGUGUCAGAGUUGACCGGCAGGGCUGUCACGUCUUUGUUGCCUGUGUUGGUUGCGCCUCGAGUGCCGUGAAUAGAAGAGCAGGGUAGAUGGGACAGUAACAGGCGUCUGUACAGGGGGAAACACCAUUUGAACCUUGCGCACAACAGUCCAACCACCCAUAAGAUGGAGGAAAAGCUGAAUGGAUCACUGCCUGUUGUCUCCCCGGAGUAUCUUCAACAGUGGGUUCAGUCUGCCCAGCAGUUCCACGCUCUGCAGGCGCAGUAUUCAGGCCUCAGCCCCAACCACCAGUUUCACUACCCAGAGAGGGAGGCGGGAGAGACGGCCAUGGCACACAUGACUUAUUCAGACCCCAUGAUGGAUCAAGAAGAACCUGCUCACCUGGCAAAACCCCCAGCCAAGAAGAGAGGCAGGCCAGCUCAACCCAAGGAACCCAAGGCACCCAAACCCCCAAAAGUACCCAAGGCACCAAAGGCACCCAAGGCACCAAAGGCACCAAAGGCACCAAAGCCGCCUAAAGACCCGAAUGCGCCUAAAGCAAAACCCGGUCCCAAGCCCAAGAAGGCUGCUGAGGCUCAGGGGGACGGCAAGCAGGAGAAGAUCGAUGAGAGCUUCAAGAAGGUGAAGCGGAAAGUCGACCGCUUCAAGGGAAUGUCGGAAGAGGAAGUCAUGAAAAAAACUCUACCAGACCUCCUGGACUACAACCUAGACUAUGUCAUUAUUGGUAUCAACCCAGGGCUGAUGGCAGCUUUCAUUGGACGAUGGUUUCCUGGACCUGGAAAUCAUUUUUGGAAGUGCCUGUUUCUCUCUGGAUUUACUGAGGAGCUGCUCAACCACAUGAGUGACACCACUCUGCCAGUCAAAUACAAAAUGGGUUUCACCAACAUGGUGGAGAGGGCGACACCAGGAAGUAAAGACCUCUCAAGUAAAGAAUUACGCGAAGGGGGCAAAAUUCUUGUCGAGAAGUUGAAGAAAUUCAAGCCUCUUAUUGCUGUUUUCAAUGGAAAAUGCAUAUAUGAAAUGUUCUGCAGAGAGAUGUUUGGCAAAAAACCAAAGAAGCUCGACUUUGGUUUGCAACCGCACAAGAUCCCAGACUGUGACGUGGCUCUGUAUCUGAUGCCGUCUUCCAGCGCUCGCUGCGCUCAGUUCCCUCGUGCUCAGGACAAAGUCCACUUCUACAUCAAACUGCGGGAGCUCAGAGAUCAGCUGAAGGGCGUCCAGAAGAGCACUGAGAUCGAGGAGGUCGACUACUCGUUCGACCUGAGUUUGGCCAAAGAGGAUGCCAAGAGGAUGGCGAUUAAGGAGGAGCAGUACGACCCUGGUUACGAAGAUGCCUACGGUGGAGCGUAUGCAGAGAGAGGACCCGAAGGGGACCAGGCCCCGAGCCAGACCAACGGUCACUGUACAUUCUCGACUGCAGAAAACACAGAGGGAGCUCAGGAGGCGACCACAUCGCAGACGGCAGAAGGCCAGCUGCCAGACGGACAGUGGAUGACCCAGUGCUUUGCAGAUCAGAUCCCGGACAUCAGUGGUGGACCGAAAGACGGCAGCGCAUGAGGGGUGUUAAUGUCCCGCACUCACAUGCAGACCGCCUCGGUCCUUCACCUGGUGUCGGGUCUUAGAUUGUUUAAAAUUUUCUAUUAGUGUCAGGGUGAAAUAUACACACAUAGAUGGACUUUUUUUAGAAAUGUUUGCAGAAUAUGGCUUCUGCAUUUUAUUUGUUUGUGAUCGCGUGUACAUGUACGAUAAUCUUCAUGGCAGUCUUUUUUAAAUAUGUGAAAUCAGGGACUUGACAAUGAUGCUCGACUGUCGUUGAAGGUCAUGUACUUUGCCUUUGUGUACUUUUCUGUACUGUACUGCACUGUGGCGCGGUGGGUGUAAACAUUCUCGUCUACUGUAUUGACAGUAGAUUAAACUCCAGAUGGUUAUUUUAAAGGCCCAGCUGCUCGGUGUGACCGUACACGACCCUCUGUGUGAAAUGAGGAUUCAUGACUAUUUUUACAUUCAUGGUGCUACGACCACAACGCAAUGUGGUCACUCUGUGAAACCAGACUCAUCGGGCAUGUUUGAGACGCCACAGAAGGAACUAAUGGCAAGUUUUUCCAUGAAAUGUUACGAAACCCAUACAGGUUUGAUUUGAAUCGUUUGAAUCACUUUUUUUUGCAUUAGGGAAUUUUAGAAUUAUGUUUUGUAAUGUUUACGGAAAUGACAUUCACAAGGAAUUUUAUGAAACGUUUGUCAAUUAAAAUGUCCUGAUGGUGCUUUUUCUACAUUA
Messenger RNA from Scophthalmus maximus (turbot), 2284 nucleotides. It is a transcript of the gene tdg.1, whose product is annotated as thymine DNA glycosylase, tandem duplicate 1. NCBI's taxonomy places the organism in Eukaryota, Metazoa, Chordata, Actinopteri, Pleuronectiformes, Scophthalmidae. The coding region runs from base 175 to 1566 and encodes 463 amino acids. The record is from RefSeq and is a predicted model, not a curated record. The transcript has 11 exons. Gene Ontology annotation, biological process: base-excision repair, AP site formation. Gene Ontology annotation, molecular function: mismatch base pair DNA N-glycosylase activity. Gene Ontology annotation, cellular component: nucleus.